AUGAGAACCUCCAUUUCAGUCCUUCUCUUUGUGGCCCUCUUGACAUUCGCAGCUGGAACUGACAACAUUGAAGAUGGAACCCUUGUCGCUCCCGCGGACACUGUUCGAGUCUCUGAAAAUGAACUGAUGACCGACGAAGAUGUAGAAGACCUCGUGGGGGACAUGAAUCGGAAUUCGAUUCUCAAGCUCAUGCGCAUGUCUUCAACACUACCUGCCAGGUCUCUUCGCAACAGGAGGUUGUUACCGGUGGCUAUGGAGACGUGCAUGUUGAUGAGGAGGACAGCCUUAGAGCUUGCGAGUCUUGCCGAGAAGGCUGGCAGCCGCAGUUUCUUUGGGCGCUUCCUGUUGCGCAUUAGGAUUAUUAUCAUCUGGUGGGACUGGAUUAUCAUCAUCAUUAUCCGUAGGUUUAGGUAA
This is a messenger RNA of Chondrus crispus (carragheen), 414 nucleotides long. RefSeq lists its product as hypothetical. The transcript has a single exon. The record is from RefSeq and is a predicted model, not a curated record. The coding region runs from base 1 to 414 and encodes 137 amino acids. Lineage: Eukaryota; Rhodophyta; Florideophyceae; Gigartinales; Gigartinaceae.